AUGAAUAGAUCCGAUCGUUUCAUUGUACGCUUCAUGAUCAUUUUCUUUAUUUCCGUGGCUUUUGUCACUUCUGACGUUACAAUUAAUACACCAAUCGGUAAAAUCGCGACAGGUGCUCGAAUUCAAGUUAGUUGGGAUAUCACGGAUUCAGCACCAACUUUACUCGGUAGUCUUCGUAUCCAAAAUAAAAAUACUGGUGAAUCAACUACAAUUAAUGAUCAACUUGAUCUAACUCUUCGUAGACUUCAAUGGAAAGUUAAUGUACAACCUGGUACAUAUGUUUUUGCUAUAAAUGAUGGUUCCGGUGAAAGAUUUUCUGGUGAAUUUCAAGUUGCUCAGGGAACUCCUGUUGGAAGUGGUAAUACUGGUGGUGGUGGUAAUGUUGGUGAUACAACUAAAGUAGGUGAUACAACUAAAAAAAGUGAUGAUAAUAAAGGUGUGAAUCAAGUGAAUAACGAUAAAGCAAAGACAAAUGGUGAUUCAAAAUCUGUGGGUCAAAAGAGUUCAGUAACCUUUACUCCUACAUCAUCUAAUGACUUACCUAAAUCACAAGCUCCUAAGAGUCCUUCUGCUCCGACGAAUAGUGUUCAAUCGGCUCGCAAAUCUGAUGCUGUUAUGAUGAAUCCUAAGGCUGGAAUGCUGUUAAGCCUUGGAACUAUUGUAAUUUUUAUUAUGCAAUUCUUUUGA
This is a messenger RNA of Dentiscutata erythropus, 687 nucleotides long. The record is from the annotation of a GenBank genome assembly. NCBI's taxonomy places the organism in Eukaryota, Fungi, Glomeromycota, Glomeromycetes, Diversisporales, Gigasporaceae.